CUCGUUCGCGUGCGCAUUUCUCUAUGGCGUGCGCACUAGAGGCGCAUUCGACAAUCUAAAUCUCCCCGUGGACUUCUUGGCUAUGCUCUUCAUAAAGUUGAUUAGAAGUCCUCGUCAAAUAAUGAAACCUUAUCGGUAGUUUGGCCAUGCCUUACUUCUCUUAAACAUCGCUUUAACUGCACGACAAACAUGAGCACCGAGGCUGGCCAGCAGAUUCCGGGCCGCAGGGCCCUGAUGCCUGGUUGGAUGAAAAGCCACAUGGACAGACUCAACACUGUGGCUAAUCUGGACGACAUGUGCAGCUCCCCUCCCGAGACAGAGUCGGGCUUUCUCCGAGACAUGCCACUUUCCCGCAUAACCACUCCACCUGCUUCACAGACCCCCACUGGGGCACCGACCAUCCGGGUGAGUGGCGUUGGCAAGUGUGAUCCGCCCAGACUGGCCUCCGAGAAUGCCGUGCGGCACCAAGUGCUGAGCCACCAUGGAUCAACCCUACAGAGCCUGGGGCGCGACGGUGGAUCGGGCAGUGAAUCUGCCCACACAACACCCUCUGUCACGCCACAAAGCUCUCCGUCGCUGGUACGGCGCGUGGUGGCAGCAGACUUGACGGCAGUGGGUGGUCCUAUGGUGGAUGGUAGCCGGCUGAAGCCCAAGAAGAAGCCGCCAGCGCGCUUUGCUGUCACCAACUUUGAUCUUAAUGCGGUUAGCCCUACCUCAUGGUGAGGGUGCACAGUUGCCAGAGUAUGAAUCCAGCCAGGAUGGUACAAGAAUAAAAAGAAUUCACAAGUGUAGCUUCAGCACCGUGGGUCUACUUGACUUGAGGGCACUUAUAGCCUGGAUAACACUUUGCUGCCCAAAAGAUGAGCAAGCAGAAAAAAAAAUUACCUUUGACUCUGUAUGUGGGAUGUUUGUUAGGAGUGUAACAAAGAAUACUUUUGUAACUUUCCAUUUAUAUACCCUAUAGAGUAGACUACUUAUUAGUGUCCCUGUGUCUAUUGCAUUAUGGCUAGGUUUUCUUUUUAUUCGUGUACCAUGACCUGUUGCCUGGAGGAUGUGGCUUGCCUCGGUCCAAGCAGUGGGUGACAGCACUGAACUGUCCCUUGUUGGACACCCCCUGCCUGUUUUAUUCUUGAGUCUUCUUUUGUGCUUCUAAACUCUCUUGUGACUACUGUAGCCACUGUUCACAUGUCUUGCCUGCUGUUCUUCACCCUGCUGAUCUUUUUUAGACUAUGCUGCUUUCCAGAAAUUGCUGCAGUUUUUUUGUUAUAUAUUUUUUUGUGUGUGUGAAUAAACGGUUCACUCACCCAUCA
Molecule: messenger RNA, 1310 nt
Organism: Rhipicephalus microplus (southern cattle tick)
Lineage: Eukaryota; Metazoa; Arthropoda; Arachnida; Ixodida; Ixodidae
Source: RefSeq, a predicted model, not a curated record